Molecule: messenger RNA, 1624 nt
Organism: Dioscorea cayenensis subsp. rotundata (Guinea yam)
Lineage: Eukaryota; Viridiplantae; Streptophyta; Magnoliopsida; Dioscoreales; Dioscoreaceae
Exons: 2
Coding region: 99-1199 (366 amino acids)
Biological process (GO): chloroplast organization; regulation of DNA-templated transcription
Cellular component (GO): chloroplast
Molecular function (GO): double-stranded DNA binding
Source: RefSeq, a predicted model, not a curated record
GCUCAAAAUUAAGUAUAAUAAAGCAGUAAAAGCCUUCUUCAUCUCUCAAGCUUCACUCCUUCCUUUCGAUCAAACGCUAGGGUUUUACUUCUUCACUGAUGCUUCUCCGAAUCUCCAUUCGGGUUCCCAGGAUCCCAACAAUCGCCUUUUUCUCUACUCUCCAAGCCCCAUCUCUCACCUCCUACCUCACCGACGUCUGGGGCCUCUCGCCGGCCGCCGCCAUUGCUGCCUCCUCCAAGCUCAGCUUCACCUCUGAUUGGAGUAAGGUCAGCACCAAGAGCAAACCUGACUCCGUCCUUGCCUUCUUCCGAUCCCAUGGCUUCACCCCAUCCCAGAUCACCAAGCUCAUCUCCAUGUACCCGCGCUUCCUCCUCUCCGAUCCUGCCCGGACAUUGCAACCAAAGAUGGACUUCUAUCUCCGCUCCGGAUUCUCCCCCUCCACUAUCACCAAGCUCAUCUCCGCCGACAUCGAUCUCUUGCGGGCAAGCUUGAAGAAACGAAUAAUCCCUUCCUUUGAUUUCCUAAAGACCAUCCUCCACACCGAUGAGGAUGUGGUCGCCGCCGUAAAGCGCUCAACUUGGCUUUUCCAUGUUAAUCUUGAGAAGAAAAUGGCGCCCAACAUUGAUACCCUGCAUCGCAUAGGUGUCCCCGCUGCCAAUAUUGCCAAACUUGCAAAAAUCUACCCUAUGGUGCUCAUGCAGAGCUCAGGGCGGUUUGGAGAAUCACUUGAGAGGGUCUUGCGGAUGGGCCACUGCCCUGGUAACGCUAUGUUCAUUCGCGCCUUCCAUUCAGUCUCUGCCAUUAGUGUGGCUACUUUGAAGAGGAAGUUGGAGGUCUAUAAGAGCUUUGGGUUGCCAGAAGACAAGAUUGUCUCUCGCGUGAAUCAGAAGCCCAUGAUUGUGAAUCUCUCUGAGGAUAACAUCAGGAAGAGCUUUGGCUUCUUCAUGGAGAAGCUAAAAUGGGCUCCUGAGUUUGUGUUUUCCUCCCCUGUGCUUCUCACCUUAAGCCUUGAGAAAAGGGUUGCUCCACGGGUCUCUGUGUAUGAAAUUCUAGUGUCCAAGAAUUUGUGGGGAGAGAAACCAAUUGUCCCUCGGUUCUUUUUCAUCAGUGAUGAGAAGUUCAGUAAGAGAUAUUUGCUAAGUUUUCAAAAUGAAUGCCCUGAAGUAUUGGAGACUUAUAAGGCAAUGAGGAGGGAGUGAGUUUGAAUCUCACUCUGGAGAUGAAAGGCUAACUCCUUUGCUUCACUUCCAGGCAUUCUGUUUGCUGGGCACCCGAGUGCGUGCACUGUUUAGUCUGAAUUUUGGGAAAGAAAUUAUCUGGAUCUCAACUUACAAGGGCAUUACCGGAUUUGCAGAGUUUUCUGACUAAACUACAGCAGAGAAUGUGAGUAAGUGCUUAAGAUUUUGGAUCAAUAUCAUUUCAUAUGUUUAGGAAUUAAGAUCAAUCGACACCUUUCAUUGAUGUGGGUUGUCCAUUUCAUUCCCCAGAGUUCAUUUUUAUCACAAGCUGGGAUUUCAACUUCAAAACCUUAAGACAUUUGUAUUAAACUUAACCUGGUCUUACUGAUGUUUUCUUGCUUCCGAAUGGAUUGUUUUGAUUGGAAAAAGAACCUGUACAUAAAACC